Monosiga brevicollis MX1 is the source of this 522-nucleotide messenger RNA. RefSeq lists its product as uncharacterized. Gene Ontology annotation, molecular function: protein binding. The annotation marks the transcript as partial. The transcript has a single exon. NCBI's taxonomy places the organism in Eukaryota, Choanoflagellata, Craspedida, Salpingoecidae. Gene Ontology annotation, cellular component: kinesin complex. The record is from RefSeq and is a predicted model, not a curated record.
UUGGAGAUUCGAGUUGCAACGCUUGGAGAUAAGCAUCCUGACACGGCGACAACCUACCACAACAUGGGCAACGCGUACUAUAGCCAAGGCCAGUAUGAGCGUGCCCUCGAGUACUACAGCAAGGUCUUGGAGGUCCAGGUGGCAACGCUUGGAGAUAAGCAUCCUGAUAUGGCGGCCACCUACCACAACCUGGCCAACGUGUGCAUGAGCCAGGGCCAGUGCGAGCGUGCCCUCGAGUACUGUGGCAAAGCCCUGGAGAUUCAGCUCGCCGCGCUGGGUGAGCAACAUCCAAGCACCGCAACAACUUAUCACAACAUGGGCAACGCGUACUAUAGCCAAGGCCAAUACGAGCGUGCCCUCGAGUACUACAGCAAGGUCUUGGAGAUUCGAGUUGCAACGCUUGGAGAUAAGCAUCCUGAUAUGGCGGCCACCUACCACAACCUGGGCAACGUGUGCAUGAGCCAGGGCCAGUGCGAGCGUGCCCUCGAGUACUGUGGCAAAGCCCUGGAGAUUCAGCUCGCC